GCGUGAUUGAGUCGAAUGCGAGGGUUCCAGGGAAUAUCGCGCCUUGUAUAUCUACCACGCGUUUUCAUUCAGCAUUCCCGUGCCCCUUUCUAUCGAUCUACCAUCUCCUUUGAUCUCCAGCGAAAGGAUAAAAACAUAAGAAGUAUGGUCAAUUUUGCCGCCGCAGAACGUUUCUUGGCCGAUCGCGAAUCUCCCUUAUGUAGUCUUCAGGUCGCGAAGUCCUUCGCCCAAUUGAGCUCCAAGGAGAAAAAAUAUGCUCACUUCAUUGGCCAGGCCUCAUGGGCUGGUGCUCGUAUCAUUCAGGACCAAUGGACACCACAGGCCCUGAAGCUUUACGAUCUUCUCAUUCUAAUCUUCAGUGACAAAGGCCAGCUUGGGAACCUCGACAUUCUCAAGCAGAAGGCCGAAGUCACUUCAGAGGAAUGGGAAGCCAUUCUGCAAUACACUAGCCAGGUGCUAAGUAACUUGGUGAACUACAAGUCUUUCGGAUUUACCAAGAUCGUUCCCCGCGCUCCCGAGACAGCCUUUGCUGCAGUCGUCCAAAACUCAGUGAAUGCCUCCAAUGCAUUGCCUUUGUGGAACGAGCUCAAAGAUCAUAUUUACCAAGACACGCCUGAUGAAGCCAAUUUCAUUGGAAAGCGCAGUCUUGGCCAUGUUUCCAAUUAUUACCUCGGUGAAACGCCCACGGAUGAGGAAGUUGCUGCUAUUCAGACCGCCGCAGAGAAGAUUGGCGUCGAUGUGCUGAACACACGAGUGCGCAAGAACGGAGCGGAUGAUUUCACUCUGUUAGUUGCAUCUGCGAAGACUCAGCCCUCUACCAAUCACGAAUUCUCUGUCGGUGAUAAGAAAGCGAAGUUGACCGUGGAAUAUGGUGACUUCUCCGAUGCAUUGGCCAAGACUGUCACAGCUUUGCGGGAGGCGAAGAAGUAUGCAGCUAAUGACCACCAGGCGGCCAUGCUCGACGGCUAUAUCGAAUCAUUCGAGACUGGCUCAAUCGAAGCACACAAGAAAGGCUCAACCGAAUGGGUUAAGGACGUUGGGCCGGUAGUCGAGAACUAUAUUGGAUUCGUUGAGACCUACGUUGACCCGUACGGUGGUCGGGCGGAGUGGGAAGGCUUCACUGCGAUUGUUGACAAGGAACUCAGUGCAAAAUACGAGAUACUUGUAAAUAAUGCCCCGGAGCUCAUCAAAGUUCUUCCCUGGGGCAAGGACUUCGAGGUUGAUGUUUUUCGAAAGCCCGAUUUUACUGCUCUGGAGGUACUUACAUUUGCUACUGGAGGGAUUCCCGCUGGAAUCAAUAUUCCAAACUACUACGAAAUAAGGGAAUCGACUGGCUUUAAGAACGUCUCGCUCGCUAACAUUCUUGCUGCGAAAGCGCCAAAUGAGGAACUCACCUUUAUCCACCCUGAUGACAAGGACCUCUACAACGCCUGGGAUAACCGGGCUUUUGAACUUCAGGUCGCUAACCAUGAACUGUUGGGACACGGAAGUGGCAAACUCUUCUCAGAGGAUGCCGAUGGAAACUUGAACUUCGAUCCCAAGAAGUUAUACAUGAAAUCCGGCGUAGCGACGGGGGUAACACUGAUGCAUGACAGCACGUCUUGGUACAAGCCUGGUCAGACUUCUUCUUCUGUGCUCGGCGAAGUUUCUUCAUCAAUGGAGGAAUGCCGGGCAGAGACCGUUGCUCUUUACUUGGCCAGCAACCCCAAGAUUCUUGAAAUCUUCAAGUACACUGACAAGCAAGACGCUGAAGAUAUUCAGUAUAUCACUUUCUUGCUGAUGGCCCGUGCUGGUCUUCGUGCGCUGGAAUACUAUGAUCCCACGAAGGGGAAACAUGGUCAAGCUCACAUGCAAGCUCGACUUGGUAUUACUCAACACUUGAUCAAGUCGGGUAUUGCUCGUCUCGAAGAAGUCCGUGGCGCCGAUGGUAGUUUGGAAAACCUCUACGUUAGAGUCGACAGGGAAAAGGUGCUCAACCAAGGACGUGAUGCCUCUGGCAAGCUCCUGAUCGAGCUGCAAGUCCGCAAGAGUACAGCAGACGGCGCCGGUGCUCGUGCCUUCUACACUCAAUUGACAACACCGUUGCCUGGCUGGGACGGAGAGAUCCGUGAUUUGGUGCUCAAGAAGAAAUUGCCGAGGAAAAUUUUUGUGCAGCCCAACACCUUCAUCAACGGCGAUGAAGUGGAGCUGAAGGAAUACCCGCUCACACCCGCUGGCGUUAUCCAAAGCUUCAUCGAGAGGAAGCUUUAAUACCAUAUCAGAAGAUAUCCAAAUUCUGCUUGGUUGUAUUGAAUUGUCCACAAUGAGCCAUCGAUUAGGGGUAGCAAGCAGUGCUAACUGAAUGUAGAAUACGACUAUGCAUACCUGCAUGUGAUGAAUAGAUAACUCGAUAUGGGGUAUUGUGUACGAAGCGAAUACAAAUGGUGUGC
Molecule: messenger RNA, 2429 nt
Organism: Somion occarium
Lineage: Eukaryota; Fungi; Basidiomycota; Agaricomycetes; Polyporales; Cerrenaceae
Source: the annotation of a GenBank genome assembly